Quercus lobata is the source of this 822-nucleotide messenger RNA. RefSeq lists its product as uncharacterized. Lineage: Eukaryota; Viridiplantae; Streptophyta; Magnoliopsida; Fagales; Fagaceae. The transcript is spliced from 5 exons. Bases 102 to 704 code for a protein of 200 amino acids. The record is from RefSeq and is a predicted model, not a curated record.
AAUGUGGAAGAUUAUUGAGUUCCAACUCCCACAAGUUGCAUCAGGCUUAUAAAAAGCUCAAACAAUCUCAUGGUGCUGACUAUGCAAGAAGCCACCCGCAAAUGAAUGCCACGGAGAAGCAAUGGACUGAACUCAUUGAUGGGAGAUGGACCAAUGAGGAUUGGCUGAAAAAAUCAAGAAAGAACUCUGAAAAUAGAAAUAAAACUAAAGGCAAACAUAGAUGUGGGACAAAGGCACUUGCUGUUAGGGUUGAUGAGGAGACAAAUAAUAAUGAUGGUCAAGUUCCUGAAUUGGCGAAAAUCUUCAAAGAUGUUCAUUUCAAUCCAAAUACAAAUAUGUGGAUACACCCUGAUGAUGAAGCAACAUAUGAAAAUAUUCUCAAAGUGCAAGCGGAUCAUUGUCAAGAUCCUAAUGCUAUUCCCCUUACACAAGAGGAGAUUUCAAACUUGGUGUUUAAGAAGAAGUCUGGUAUUGUAAAAGGACUUGGCAUGAGACCUUCCUCUUCUCUAGUAACCACCGCCUCCUUUAAUUCAUCGGUGGAGUAUAUCCAACGGUUAGAAAAUGAGAUAAUUGAGCUCAAAGAGGCAAGAGUUAGAGAUCAAGAGGAGCGAGCUAAGGACCAAGAUGCACGAACUAAACAAGAUGAGAUUUCUUAUUGGUGGCUUUUAGGGGAUUUACUUUUGGCAUUACUUGAAGACAUAUGAGAACAUCUUCCGUUAGUUCUAAAAUAGGGUUUAGGUAGAGUUAUUGUAUGUAUUGCAAACAAUUAUUGUAUGGAAGAAGUUUGAAUUAGAUACUUAUUUUAUUUUUUACUUGUGGAAU